Trichogramma pretiosum is the source of this 3157-nucleotide messenger RNA. RefSeq names its product solute carrier family 23 member 2. Bases 210 to 2018 code for a protein of 602 amino acids. Gene Ontology annotation, cellular component: membrane. Lineage: Eukaryota; Metazoa; Arthropoda; Insecta; Hymenoptera; Trichogrammatidae. The record is from RefSeq and is a predicted model, not a curated record. Gene Ontology annotation, biological process: transmembrane transport. Gene Ontology annotation, molecular function: transmembrane transporter activity. The transcript has 13 exons.
CCGAGCUUGAAGCCUCGUGAUCGGUGAAUCGCUAAAUCAGUCGCGAUAGAUCGCGCGUCUCAAAUCGUUACGAGCUCGCUAAUUGUUUGAAGCUCGUAAAUCUAUUUCAUAAUAGUCACACCGAACAGUGCAUCGAUACAUUUGAAAUAAUAUUUUUAUACAAAAGUACAUUUUUUUAUAUUAAAAGUUACAAAAUCGGUAAUUGCAAAAUGAAUGACAAAAGUGCUACUGAUAUCGAUAUUGGGGGGAUUAUGGAGCAUACGGCGGUUACGCUGGAACAGGAGAGUAACGAGGAUUUCCAAGGUAAUAAGGACAAAGUAGCCGAGAGUAGAGGCAGCGACAUAACUUAUGGGAUAGACGACGUGCCACCUUGGUACCUUUGCUUAUUCAUGGCACUUCAGCACUAUCUGACCAUGAUCGGAGCCAUAGUAUCGAUACCUUUCAUUCUAACGCCGGCUCUGUGUAUGGCUGAGGACGAUCCUGCCCGUAGCUAUAUCAUCUCGACGAUGAUUUUUGUCACCGGUCUGGUGACAUUUUUGCAGUCGACCAUAGGUUGCAGAUUACCAUUGGUUCAGGGAGGUACGAUAUCGUUUUUAGUACCAACUUUGGCUAUUCUAAAUUUGCCACAAUGGAAGUGUCCAGCCGAGGAUGUUCUUAGUCAAAUGGCUCCUGAAGACAGAACCGAAAUGUGGCAAGUAAGAAUGAGAGAACUUUCCGGUGCAAUCGCUGUGUCGGCUUUAUUUCAAGUAAUUGUUGGAUAUGGUGGCAUAAUUGGAUACCUAUUGAAAUUCGUUACACCGUUAACUAUAGUACCAACAGUUUCUUUGGUUGGAUUAUCGCUCUUCGAAAAUGCAGCUGAUGCUGCUUCAAAACAUUGGGGAAUAGCUGCAGGAACUAUACUGAUGUUAACGCUGUACUCUCAAGUCUUAGUUAAUGUCAAUGUUCCAAUUAUAGUUUAUAAAAAAAAUCAGGGAUUCAAAAUAACUUGGUUUGCUCUAUUCAAACUUUUCCCAGUAUUACUUACGAUUGUUGUCAUGUGGAUUAUUUGUGCCAUUUUGACGUUUACUGAUGCGUUACCAGUUGGUCAUCCAGGAAGAACAGAUACAAAGUUAAAAAUUAUCAAUGAUUCGCCUUGGUUUAGAGUUCCUUAUCCAGGACAAUGGGGAGUUCCAACAGUUACGUUGUCUGGAGUUUUGGGAAUGCUUGCUGGAGUAUUAGCUUGUACAGUUGAGUCCAUAAGCUAUUAUCCAACAACCUCAAGAAUGUGUGGAGCUCCACCUCCCCCGGUUCAUGCAAUUAACCGAGGAAUUGGUAUGGAAGGACUUGGUACGCUAUUAGCUGGACUUUGGGGAAGUGGCAAUGGAACCAAUACAUUUGGAGAAAAUGUUGGAACUAUAGGAGUGACUAAAGUUGGAAGUCGACGAGUUAUACAAUGGGCUUGUGUGCUCAUGAUACUGCAGGGUGUAAUUAGCAAAUUUGGAGCAGUUUUUAUAAUCAUUCCAGAACCAAUUGUUGGUGGAAUAUUUUGUAUUAUGUUUGGUAUGAUAGCUGCAUUUGGUUUCUCAGCUCUACAAUAUAUCAAUUUGAAUUCAGCCCGCAAUCUCUAUAUACUUGGAUUUUCUGUUUUUUUUCCACUGGUACUUUCUAAGUGGAUGAUCAAACAUCCUGAUGUAAUAAAAACUGGCAAUGAAGUAGUUGAUGGAGUUUUAACAGUAUUAUUAAGCACAACUAUUUUGGUUGGAGGAGCUAUUGGAUGCUUUUUGGAUAACUUGAUUCCAGGGAGCAACGAGGAAAGAGGACUCGAUGCUUGGGCUAAGGAGAUGGAAUUGAACGCGACCAAUGUUAAGGAUGACGAGGACGAUGAGAGUACCGAGUAUGCUUACAACACCUUCGAUCUGCCAUUCGGCAUGGCCUUACUUAGACGCUGGAAGUGGACAUCGUAUUUACCAUUCUCGCCGACGUACAGGCCAAGGCCAUUCUUCUGUGGACGUCAAAAGUCGAGCAGUAAGGACAAUUGAUGCGACGUGAUGUAUCAGUGCAGCACAAGCAGAGCGCACAGCAGGCAGAAGCGCGAUCUGCCGAGUUGCAAAGCUGCUGAUAGCCGUUAUAUAUGCAAGAUUCUUCACCGACGAUACGCGAACAUCAACUUAUUUAUACCUUCUUUAUACAGACUUUUGAACUUGUUUUGCGCGCACUCAUCUGCACCAAAUUUACAAUUUUUAUUAUAUGCUUAUGUCGCACACCGUAGUAGCUUUAUAUUGAAAAUGAUAUAUUCGUUGCCGACCAAAUGAUUAAAUUCCGCCUAGUGCGAAUCGUCAGGCCACCGCCGCACCUCUCUCUCUCUCUCUCUCUGCACAGCCUCGCGAGACUCCUCGAGAGAAACCGUGAAAUGUAACGACGAUCGCAGAAAGCUUCCUAUAUGGAUGCAGUGGUUCGGGCCGCGUUUAUUUUUACUUAUUGAUCGAUCUCUCUAGGCUCCGGCUAUGAUACUACUACUGGUUAUGCAGCUUUGGGGCUGUUUAAUUAAUACAGCUCUCUCGAGAGCGUAUGUAAGACGUUGUCGAGCGAGCUAGCCAGGUAUGUGGUGCUCCGCUGAAACGAGGUGAAGUAUAGGUAGAAUGCCUGUCGUAUAUACCUAUAGCAUAUUCAACGCUCAUAUCGUACGUAUAACAGAAUGCAAUAUAAAGUUACCGGCUAAGUUUCUGCGAUCGAUAAUUUCGCGGACGAGCAUCUAGAGUCCCGUGUGCAGUGUAGUGUAUAUGUCCACGCGCGCCGGUUACAAUUGCAAGGAUGCACGCGUCGCGACGCAGAUCAUGCGAAUCGAGUGCCGUAUCAUGCGCUGCAUGCGUAUUGCGGAACGUCGCUGUGAAGGUGGACCUGUGCUGUGCGCCUCCUGCAUCAUGCUAUAUUAUACCUAUCACCCCGGCAGCCCGGCACGCGGACGCGCAAUUCCCAUGUCCCAUGUAGAAUAAAUUAUACCUGCUACGUACUUACUCGGCGCAAAGGCAUCCUAUCACUGUUCGAAUUAAUUUUGCCGGCUCGGUGUGUCGAUGUUGCACUGCUCGUUACAUAUAUUUUUAUGCGCAAUGUAUAUUACUGCCAACAUCACCACGAUUAUCCAAAUGUAAUAAAAUAUUCAUUUAAUUCAUUCCGAUGA